UAGUGUUGCAAGUCUUUGUGCAUCACAUCUUUCUUUUUGUACUUCUCGUGACCUGAAUAAGUUUGUAGACUUUUUUUCUGACAAAAUAAUGAUGACUACAUAUAACACAACAUGUGAGUCAAACAGGUACUUGCUUAUGUAAAACUGAUCGUAUAGCCCUCUGAGUAUGAAGAUUAACCACAGACUUAUCUGUGUAAACAUUUCCUGAAGCUCUACCACCUAGAAAUAGCAGCCUUUCUUCCUCUUUUACAUCUCUGACUUGAAGCUUACCACUUACAAGGCUUGGAUUAUGCAUGUGCUCAUAUUGAUUCUCCUUUUUGCUGUAGGUGCCUGUGAAGAAGUGUAUAGGCAGAAGCUGACAUGUCCCUAUGAGUUAAAGAACGAGAGCCUGCAGAGGGUUUGGUGCAGGCAGAGCUCGGCUGACUGUUGCACCGGCUUCACCUUCGGCGAGAGCGCCCACGUCUUGGAUGGAGGCAAACUGGAGGUUACUCAAGGCUUGGGCUCUUUCAUUGUGUCAGUGCUGGUGCCCAGCCAUGGAGAGGGAGUGUACUGGUGUGGUUUGCUGGGUAAAAAUAACACCAUCAUCAAGGUGGCUGAGGGCUAUCUUCACCUCUCUGCAGCCUCCGGUCAUCACAUCAGCAUCUGGAGCAUCAUUCGCUGGAUUUCGUUGCUUUUGUUGCUCAUGGUGACCACAUUCGCCAACCUUUACUCCAGAGCAACAUCCAGACACAUGUUCAAGAAAGAAGAGGAGCUUUAUGAUGAUAUCGAUAUUCCACAGAUUGAAGAAGCAAUCUAUGAACUGGAGUGACUCAUCUGGAUUUCAAAACCCUUACAUUUCUUAUCACCGAUUAGCUCAUGUUGUGACCUUCUUAUCAAACCAUCACACGAUAAUAAAAUGUGCUUAUGUAAACUACUCUUACUGGGCUGAACAACACUGAAUAAUGAAAUGUAAGCUACUAGCCGUGUAAAAGGUAACAGAGUGGAAAUGUUAAGAAAAGUUAUUUCUGGAGCACCGGAUAGCCUGGCGUUUAAGUAGUGGUUUCGAGACCAGCAGCGUCUCUUUGCUGCAUGUCGUUCCCCUGUGUCUCCCCCAAACAUUUCCUGUCUCUCUUCAACUGUCCUACCUAAUGAAAGCAAAACAUAUCUUUAAAAAAAGAGGAUGUUUCUGAAGCAGCCUGUGUCUGACACCUCCCCCGCUGCAGGCGUGACAUGCAUAUAAAACAAACAAAAAAUCUUCA
This is a messenger RNA of Labrus mixtus (cuckoo wrasse), 1238 nucleotides long. RefSeq lists its product as uncharacterized. Lineage: Eukaryota; Metazoa; Chordata; Actinopteri; Labriformes; Labridae. The transcript has 5 exons. The record is from RefSeq and is a predicted model, not a curated record. Bases 290 to 808 code for a protein of 172 amino acids.